AUGGGACGACAUGCAAAUCCCGAUAUCCGUCGUGCGUUCCAGGAAUACACUGACGAGUCCACCCCGUCAAAAUGCGCCAAAGUGCGAUGCUUGCACUGCGGCUUCACGCGUGCGAAAAACACCACGCGCCAGAUUGAGCAUCUGCAGUCUUGUCAGGCCUACCUCAAUUCGCCCGACGCUACCAUGCACCUCCAGCAGGGCACAACCACCAAUAUCGACCCGAACAUGACGCAGCCGGACGGCACGCCAAACCGUGGGAUUCUCAACGGCACUCACCCCAACCCUAACCUCCAAGUUCAUCGCCGUGGGCCAAACACGAACAAGCGCACCCGUGAAGGCCAACCCAUAGCUCCACACCCGGGCCCGCCUCCGCAGCAGAGCCCGUCCCUCGUAGCACACCUUCUCAACCGCUUUCAAGCACCCUUCACUGCGGCGACGCAGCAGCCUUUCCUGUCGCAUGCGGGCUGCGGCACUCUCUCGGCGCCCGCCCUAACACAAUGGUUGGUGCAAGAUGCACAUUAUGCGCGUGGCUACAUCAGGUUCAUUGGCAAUAUGCUGGCCAAGCUUCGACUACCUGUGGUGCCGAACAGUCAGUUUCACCAAACGUACCGUGUGAUGGAUCUCCUGAUCAGUGCUCUCAACAAUAUUCGCCGUGAGAUGACCUUCUUUGAAAUCACCGCGACCAAGUUCGGUCUCCAAAUGACGGAUGAGCCGCCGAAUCGCAUCACUCGCGCGUACCUUGACUUGUUCCUGAGCAGCACCAGCAGCGGAGCUAGCUUGCUCGAGGGUAUGGUGGUGCUGUGGGCUACGGAGCACUGCUACCGCACCGCGUGGAGCUACGCCUCGUCUUUCACGCCCACACUAUCCACACCCUCGAACGAGCCGCACAUCGUUGCGCUCCACCAGCAGCUAAUCCCCAACUGGACUUCUGCCCCAUUCUCCAAGUUUGUAGAUGCGUGCCGCAGCUUGGUAGACGAGCUAGCCAACACGACCACGUCGCCCAAUGGCAAAGAAGAGAUGUUGCGCUGCGAGCAGCUGUUCGAGCAUGUCUGCUGGCUCGAGGAGCGAUUCUGGCCAGACGUGGACGGUAUGGGUGAGGAGGACGAGACGGCGCGUCUUGCAACCCAUGGCGCACACCACUCAGCUUCUGCAGCGGCGCACACGCACCCCACUCAUAGCAUGACGGGCGGUGGCAUGGCAGGCAGCUCAACCCCUAACAUGGGCAUGAGUGGUGGCAUGAAUGCCAGUAUGGGGAGUGGGAUGGGAGGCAUGGAGACGCCCUCGAGGGACUCUGGCGGUUCCUUCUCUGGCGCUCUGAACGGAAUUGCUGAGGCGGCAAACGGAACCCCUGGAUCCUGA
This is a messenger RNA of Lasiodiplodia theobromae, 1359 nucleotides long. RefSeq names its product Transcription regulator. The record is from RefSeq and is a predicted model, not a curated record. The coding region runs from base 1 to 1359 and encodes 452 amino acids. The transcript has 4 exons. NCBI's taxonomy places the organism in Eukaryota, Fungi, Ascomycota, Dothideomycetes, Botryosphaeriales, Botryosphaeriaceae.